AUGGACAAAGCGGAGGCCCCGCUGGCGCCACCGGAAGCCGUAGCCGCGGAAGGCUUGAGGGAGUCAGACGUCGCCGCCGAGGGAGCUGACAGAACCCCCGAGAGCCCUGCGACCGUCGCGGAACACAAGAGGAAGCGCGAGAAGUUGGAGGCGGAGGAGCCACCCCAUGAGGUGGCGGAGGGCGAAUCUGUGACCGUCGAGACCGCAGCGGUGGAAGCCGAGGCGGAGCCCGCGGAGAGGGAGAACGGCGUCGCAGCUGAUGAGCAUGAGGACCAGGGAGUCACAUCGGAGACUGCAGAUGGCGACACGACGGGCGACGGGAAGAGACAGCGUCUGGAGGAAGAAACUGACGUUGCGGGUAUUGAGGAAUUUCUCCAUUCUGCCAUUUUCUGCUUAUCUGUAUCUCUGCGAUUCUACGUGAUUGGCUUCUAGGGUUUUCGUUUUCACUCUAUUUUACGCCAGUUUUUUCGAUGAUUUGUUCUGAUCUCACUGCCUCCGUUUAUCUUCAGACGCGGGCCAUAGGACUACUGAGUUGGAGACUCAAGUAGGGAAUGGCCAUGCCCCUCCCGUUGAAAUUUUUCAAUCCCCAACUGUGGACACUAUUCAGGAGACUACUACAUCUGUUUCUCAAGAAGUCAUCGGUCCAUCUGAAGGGCAGCAGCACACACCCGAGGGCCUCACCACCUCCCGAAGAAUUGAAGUUCCGAACAACAAGGUGUAUUUAUAAAUAUUUUUAAUAUUUAAAUUAUUUUCUUAAUUCGGAUAUUACCAGGGGAGAGACUGCUUCUAUUUCCUCUUAAUCUUUAAUCACGCCCCUUGGUUUUCUUAUUCCCCUGCCAAUAGUAGUGAUGGCUUUCCCCGUUAAAAUAGAUUAAUGUUUGCGAUUAAUAGCAUCUAUCUGUGGUGUGUGAAGUCAGGUGCAUAUGUCAUGGGGAAAGGCAGUGUAUUAGUUGGAAAUAUACAUGAUGGAUUCGUCUGGUAGUAGCUAGCUUAAACUAGGAAGAAAUGCUAUUUUAUUAUACUUGAUCAAGUAGAAAAGCAUCAUUGACUUAUGACUUCUUACUUAUCACAUAUCCACGUAAGCAUAUGCUCCGCUCUGUCUUAUUUUCUUGAUAAUGCUCGAGCACAAUGGAAAAGCAUGCUAAAUUAUUAUGAAACAACUUGAUACAGGUUGGUGUCCUCAUUGGUAAAGCUGGAGAAACCAUCAAGUUCUUGCAAUUCAAUACAGGAGCUAAAAUUCAAAUCACGAGGGAUGCUGAGGCUGAUCCACAUGCCACUACCCGGCCAGUAGAACUGAUUGGGACGAUUGAGAGCAUCAGCAAGGCUGAAAAACUGAUCAAAGAUGUCAUAGCUGAGGUUCGUUUAUUCCUAAUGCUUACAUUUCUUUAUCUCGUGGGUAUUUUUUUUCUCUUUUUCCUUCUAAUGUUUCUAAUUCAGCUGAAUUUUUUUAUUUAUUAUAUAUGAUUAAUUUCAUUUCCUUCUUUUUCUCGACGAAUUUGUGUAUAGUGUUUUGAUUCAUUUAAUCAUGCCAAUAUUACUCGAGCUUGCAUGGUUUUUGCAGAGGUUACAAUGUGUAGUUUGAUCAUGUUUUUUCUCUUGAAGACUCUAAAUCGUUUUUUAAUUCGUCAGGCUGAUGCAGGCGGUUCCCCUGCUCUUGUGGCCAGAGGUUUUGGCACAUCACAACCUGGUGCAGAGCAACUUCAAAUACAAGUUCCUAAUGAGAAGGUGAAAAUUCUGACAAUGAAAAUUUAUACCACGAAAUUUUUCGGUAACCUUUUUCUGCACCUGCAUGAAUUUUAUAGGUUGGAUUAAUUAUUGGUAAAGGUGGUGAAACCAUAAAAAACCUACAGACCAGAUCAAGAGCUCGCAUUCAGGUAGGCAGGCUUUUUACUUGGAUUUGAUAUAUAAGUGGAGCCAUUUACUCGUGUUGACAUUGAUGAGUACUAAAACGUAUUUUUCGCCAAUCAGUUGAUUCCGCAACAUCUUCCUGAAGGAGAUAUCUCGAAGGAAAGAACUGUGCGUAUAACUGGUAACAAGGAACAGAUUGAAGCUGCAAUCGAAAUGAUUAAACAAGUCAUGAACCAGGUAGGUUCUGAGUUUUCUGGAUGAUGUGGCAUUAAAGAUGAAUCUCUAAUACCUAGUAUAAAUCUGGUUAUCCUUGCCAUUGCAUAGUGUAGUUACACUAAUUAUCCAAUGAUCUAGUCGUGAAAUUUUGGUUAAUUAUUAAUCUGUCGUAUAUUCCACCUUGACAAUAUCUUUUUUCUAAGUUUUUCUUAUAAUUCAACUGUAGUCUCACUCUGGCUUGUUCGAUUUGAACAUUAAUUGACGUUACAUAAUUCUUGGUGAAUGUGCUAUAGUAUCAUUGCCUUUACGUUAACCCAAAACAUGCCAGCAUUCUAGAAAGAUUCAUGUUGGUCCCGCGGACUGACUAGGCAUCUGCUUUGACAGUUUCUUCUUGGCCUUUUGCCUUGAAAUUUUGUUUUAUGCGCAAUAUAUUUCUCUCUAUAACUUUCUCAGACUGGAGAAUGUAUGUAUAUGUUCUUGACAUAAACUGUUGUAGUUCUUCAUGUACGCUUUGUUCAUGUACAACUAUCAAUGACCUUCACUCUGCUUCUUUUUAUUAAGAAUACAAGGAUGCUCCCAGGAAAUCGGUCCUCAAUGUCAACGUGUUUACAUUUAUGUACCUGAUGUAUCAUUUGAGGUCAGAACAUCCUAGAACCUUGUACAUGUACUAUUUACAAGCGCACAUGAUGCGGGGAACCAUGACUGUAAAGUCAACCAUCUAUCUUUCAUAUUUUCAUCUCACCCUGAUGUUAAUAGUUUCUAAGGCAUUUCAAAGAUGAAUUAAUUUAUUCUUUUUUCCAACCUGAUUAAAACUAUGGUCAGAAAUCCCAGUAUCUAUGUUUGUUACUCUCUCUUCGAGUCCCAAGACCACACAUUGUCUUCGUUAAGAGAAUACAUGAAUUAGAUAAUCUUAUGUUCUUUUCCUCUAGUGAUUUUUGCGGAUAUUUUCUGUUUUGUCAACUUGCAUAGGAGUCUGGCCCUCUCAUGCUGUGGUUGAGCCUGUGGAAACCAACUUAGUUUUUCAAUUUUGCAAAUGAGACAGAAUGCAAAUCCUACCAGACUUACUUUAAUCUGAUUUUUUCCUUUCUCCUACACAGUUUAUUCUUCCUUGCACGCUUCUUAUCAUUUAAAUAUUGUAAUAUAAGUAGACGAUGAACGAUUUUCCUACUUCCAGAAUUGUGCUCUGGGAACUCCAAGAAAUGGGAAAUGUUGUGUGUCAUGGCAGCUUGGGAGAUACAGAGGGAAUAAGUAUUGUAUAAUACAUGAAUUCUUCUUCUUAAAAAUUACUCAAAAGAAUGUUCUUAUUCUUAGUGUGAAGAGUUGAUCAAAUUUUGGAGAGACAUUGGCAUGAAGAUGGCGUGAGAAAGCUUGCCUGAUGUUUCUGUGUUUGUGCAUGAUCACUGUUCAUUUAAACCCUAAUUAUGUAAUAUCCUUAUGCUUCUGUGCUCGUCUAGGUGAGAUUUAUGGUAUAAAUAUUUGUAAUAUUUGUUGGCUCAGUCAAGUACGGGAGGUGAAUGAUAAGUAAUUCUAUGGUUGAAGUCUUUUGUUAGAGAACAUAGGCUAUUUGGUUAAAAAUGUAUUUGGCUGUAUAAUUAUCUAGCUUCUUACAACACUUUUGGAAGUGCUGACUAUCUUGAGCAAGUGGUUGGGCGAACUGCUUCAGAUUUCUCUUCGAGGUAGAUGUGGACGACAUAACACUCAUUGACUACUUUGGUCCUUUUGUAUUGAUCUUGGAGUAAGAAACUUCUUUUGGAAUUGCUAAGGUGCAUGAGGUCUAUUUGGAACAUGUUUUCCAUGUUGCUAGAUUUCUAAUUAGUCAUAAAGGUUUAAUCAAGCAUGUACCGCUCUAAAAUAUACUGUACCUAGACAUUCUAUGUCAAUUUCACGAGUUAUUAUUCGAUUAUUGAGUAGACAAGGUCUAUUAGCAUGCAUGCUAACAAUUGGAUUUUAUUAUCUCUUCCAUCUUUAUGUGUGAUGGUAACCCCAGCGAGUGUAUAUUUGUUAUUUCUAGCAGUAGAAUGUCUACCAUCAGGCAACCUGUUCCCCUGAAAAGGAUGGCGAAUUGCUCUACACAUAAUCAAUGUAAUUGUGCCAGCUUUGCUUCACGCGGAUAUUUUUUUUUGAGAGGAAUACGAAUUUCGUCGUCUUGGCUGUCAAAGUUGUAAGGCACAGUCAUAUAGUGUGCUCACUUUCAUCCAUAAAAUGGCCAUCUAAAAUGAUCAUAUCUACGACUAAGUGAACAGAUUAUUAUCACUAGAACAGCAUUUCACCCAGAUAAAAUACUUAUGUUCGAACAAACACAGACUUAUUUUCGUUGGUGCCAUUUAUCAGCUCUUGCAAUAUUGAUGCAUGAUCCACGUGGAAUUUGAUGCCAGUUGCCAUGGUUUAUUCAACUGAAGGUGCCAAUUUAGAGUUCAUUGGCUUUCAAACUGCAGAUAUGGCUAUGCAUUUCACCUCGGAUCAGCAUUGAUUUCCUGGUGUAGCAAAAAAACACCAUUCUUCAUUCUCGCCCACUGCUGAAGAAUGCCAGGCUUUAACUGUUGCCAUUGCAGGACUUUAAUAGUUGGUAAGGACGCCUCAAGACUUGAGUCAAAGUUCAUAAUAAGGGCAUAAAACCCUAGUGCUUUGUGAGGUCAAAUGCUCAAUGCGGUCCCAUGCUUUUGGAAAUAAUGUGACAUCUUUUUUGUUGAGUCAUUUUUUUCAUGUUUGAGGGGGCUGUCAUUUCCAAAACUUGCUACCUGAUGAAUGCCAGAUCAUUCCAUCCCAUGAAAUUGGUAUGAAGUAAAUAUGAUUGACCGUAUGUUAGUGGUAUUGAAUCCUGCAGCUCCUACAUGAUUAUUUUUGGAAAUUUUCUUCUACAGUCGAUACUUAAUGUGCCAGUAUCAUUUUAGAAUGAUUAUUUUGUUGAAGUCUCAUGACGUGAAUUCAUCCUCUGCAGAAUUCGUAUAGGAAUCACACCUACUCGACAUUGUGUUGAUAGAGAGAUAACUUAACUCCUUUUUACUGGACAUUUUUAUCAUGGUAGAUUGGUAUUUCAUCUAGGCAUUUGGUCAAUAACACAAAUGAGAUUGUUAUUUGUGAGGAUGAAAGCAUCACAGUACUCGAUCACUUGUAGAUUGCUAUUUGUAUAACUUGGGGAGACCAUGCAGCAAUAAUCAUCAAGUAUUCCUGUCGUCUGUAGCAUUGCAGUGUGAAUUACUGUUAUAAUGUUGGGCAUUCUUGCAAUUUUUAUUUAUUUAUAAUAUAGUUCGCUUAUUUUUUAUGUUUCAGUUAGAUGUACAUUUUUCUUGGUUUUCGCCUUAUUAUUAUUAUUAUUGUGCCCUCUAAUUAUGAUAUCAAAUCACAGUUCUUCCAUCAUUUUAUAAGGAAGCAUGGAUUUUUGUUCAAUCUUGGCUCGAUACUUAGACUUUUUGUACUUCGGAACUUGGUCUGGCCCAGGUUCCAGUGAGAUCUUCCACUCCUAGUGGGUACACCCAGCCGAUGCACCGCCACAGGGGCCCAAGCCCGGCUCAGUGGGGACCUCGAGCGGCGGCGCCGCCGGCACAGCAGAUCCCAGUUUAUGACUACCAGCAGAGAGGUCCAUAUACCACCCAGCCAUCGCAUUACCCUCCACCCGCGGUGCACGGCGGCGGCUACCCGCAGCAACCACCGCCCCGCAGUGGCUUCGGCCCAGGCUGGGACCAGAGGUCCGCCGCCCCUCCCAUCCAGACCUCUCAGAAAGCCAGCUACGACUACUACAGACAAGGCCCCCAACCAGUCGAUGUUGGCCCAGGUCCCGCCACCGCCUCCGGCGGCGCGCCGCCUGCUCCGGCGGGCUACUACGGGCAGCCGCAAGGUCCGGGCUAUGGCCAGCCAGCUGCUUAUCCGCAAUCUACACCAGGGUACGAUGAGCCAAGGUAUGACAGCCAACCCCCCUCCGCACAGCAGGUCUACGGUCAGCCGCCGCCCCUGAGCUCGCAGUCCGGCAUGUACCCCCAUGGAAGCGCCGGCCCGCCGCCGUCGGGCUACACCCAGCAGCAGGCGUACCCGAAGCCAUCAUCUUACGGCGGCGCUCCGCCGGUCUACGGCGGCGCCCCCAGGCCUUCGCAGCCCGGGGACCAAAUGUACCAAGGCUCUUCAGCUCCGCAGUAUGGAACCGCAGCCCCCCCUCAGCAGCAGCAGCAGCAGCAACAGCAGCCGUAUCCUUACGGAGCCAGCACGGCGUAUCAGCAGGCUCCGGCAUACGGCCAGUCGUACGGGCCGCCGCCCACCGGCGCGGCCGACAGUUACGCCCAGUAUCCUCAGCAGGCUGGGCAGGCGGCGGCGGCGCCUGGUUACGCUCCCCCGGCGGGUGUCUACUCUCAAGGUGCUCCACCCAGCGGCUACGGCCAGUACCCGACCACCGCACCGGGCUACGGCGAGCAGCAGCCCAUUGCUGAUAAUGCAGGCUAUGGUUACCCCGGCGCGCCUGCUCCGGCGGCAGCGCCGGAGGCGUCGUACGGCACCAACAAUCUCUCAGCUACAGGGUACGCCGUGCAGCCGCCGCCGGCGGGCGGACAGGCGGCGUAUCCUCCGCUCAGCUCUAAUGCCACAGGGUACGAGCAGCCGGCCUCGGUGCCGCCGCAGUCGGGUGGCGCGCCAGCCAGCUACGCCAAGAGCUCUUCCCCUCAGACCGCCGUGUACGGCCAGUAUGAUGCCUCCCAAAUGUACGCCCAGCCAUGA
This is a messenger RNA of Spirodela intermedia, 6765 nucleotides long. Lineage: Eukaryota; Viridiplantae; Streptophyta; Magnoliopsida; Alismatales; Araceae. The record is from the annotation of a GenBank genome assembly.